Messenger RNA from Acanthopagrus latus (yellowfin seabream), 2717 nucleotides. Its product is annotated as nuclear receptor subfamily 0 group B member 2-like. The record is from RefSeq and is a predicted model, not a curated record. The transcript is spliced from 2 exons. Gene Ontology annotation, biological process: circadian rhythm; negative regulation of transcription by RNA polymerase II. The coding region runs from base 229 to 1014 and encodes 261 amino acids. NCBI's taxonomy places the organism in Eukaryota, Metazoa, Chordata, Actinopteri, Spariformes, Sparidae. Gene Ontology annotation, cellular component: nucleus; cytoplasm. Gene Ontology annotation, molecular function: transcription corepressor activity; transcription factor binding.
GAUGGAACCUAGAUCCCUCGACAUGGGAAGUCCAUGGUCACUGUUUUUUUUUUUUUACUCAGAUGCAAUGGUUUAAAAAAGGAGGGUCAAGGCUGAGCAUGUCGUGGGCCGGUCACAUCCUGAAUAAAUAGGGCUGGAGCUUGCGGAGUGACACUGCUCAGGCUUUCCGGAGCUUACAGUUAGUUAUUUUUCCUUGGAAAGCAUUCUUCAGAUUUUUCUUCCUUCAAGAUGUUUCCUCUGGAGGAGAUCACACCCAACACUUGCUCCGGUUACCGGGAUCAACGUGGUCACACACUUCUUUACAACAUCUUGAGCGGGCGGGCGAGUGGCUACCUCAACACCAAACUGAACCACAACACCACGGCACACAACUGCCGCUGUGAGCAGAGGAGGACGGUUUGCCUGAAGGACCCAAAGGCCACCUGCCAAGUUGCCUCCAGCGUGCUGGUCAAAACCAUCCACUUUGUAAGAAGUUUACCCUCCUUUAAUCAGCUUCCAUCAGGAGAUCAGUCAUCAUUGUUAAGACACUGCUGGGUUCCUUUAUUUGUGCUGGGGCUUGCCCAAGAAAAGAUAGCGUUUGAAGUGACUGAUGCACCAAAUUCAAGUAUCCUGAGGCAGAUUUUGCUGGGACCAGGACUUACUGAAAAAGAAGCUGAAAGGCCAACUUUGGCUGGAGUGCACAGCCUCAGAACUUGCCUGCAUUAUCUGUGGAAUCUGGAUCUCAGUCCGAAGGAAUACGCUUACUUGAAGGGUGCUUUGUUGUUUAACCCAGCUGUUCAAGGACUGAGUGCCUCGCUGUUCAUUGUAGGUCUUCAACAGGAAGCUCAAAGAGCUCUUCACGAAGUCAUCCACCUCCUGCACCCAGAGGACAACUUUCGCUUCAGCAAUGUCCUUAAAGCCGCCUCUGCAGUCCAGACUGUCGGCCACAGCCUGGUCACAGAGCUCUUCUUCAAGCCAGUUAUUGGCAACACAAAUAUGUUACAUUUAUUAACAGAGAUGUUGUUUGUGCAAUAAGAUCGCAGUUAGUGAGACUUGAAUGCUUGAAUGUUGUAAUAUGGAAUUUUUACACAGUGAACAUAGUUGACAAGCACAUGAAAUAAACCUUUUAAUACCUUCCUCAGCUUUAUGAAGCUAUGACCUGAUCCUUAGAAGGAAAUGCAAUCUCUGACUCCCUCAUGUGGUCAUAAGUGGCAAACAACAGGCAAACAAUUUCCUUGUUCUGUUUCACUUCAUUUACUUUAUUGUUUUUACAAUGAGACAGCAGUAAAAGGGUGGCCUACACAUACCUUUGCAGAGAAUAUAAAGCAUAGUACCCUGGUAAAUGGCCCAAGCAUUACUUUUUGGAAUUUGAGAAUACAAUCUUAUGAGCAAAUGGAAAGAAAUUGCUUCAGACCAUUAAACACAUUUAGUGGAAUAAGAAGUGUACAGUAGGAUAGUUACAAUUAACAAUUUAUAUGACACAGAUACAUUCAUCACUUCCUAAAUAGUCCAGUUGCAUAUCGGCUUCUUGCACAAAACCAGAGCAACCAGUUUCACACCACUUCAUUAUAACCACGCUGGUGUUGCAGCCACAUUCUUGACACAUAAACAUAGAUCCAAGAGAGUGCAAUCUGGACAAUUAUACCACAUUUACAAUAUGUGUAUUAACUGAAGGCAUUACAAUAGGGUCCUUGAACAACAACCAUAAUCUAAUGCUGAUAAGAAAUACACAGAGCUGAAUAAAUUCCACUGAGUCACCUGGCCAAAUUCCCAUCAGCACCCAGAAGCAAACACAGUGAGCACAUUAAGGUAAGAACCCAGAUCAGACAUUCACUUCAUGAGUCAGCUUGAAUUAGAGUCACUGAUAAAUUACAGUCAUAGUACAGGAUAUAACCUAAAGUCUAGCUGCAGUUCACACCAGCUUUCAAAGCAUCUUUAAAUUACAGACAGGACGGCCACAAACAGCUCCCAGAAUGCAUUAAACACCUGGUUAACCUAAAACUUAAGAGCUUAACCUGCUUCAUAUAUAUUUCAUGUUACCGAAUAGCUCUAGUAGUAAUCAUAUUUGGAAAAACAAACAAACUGUAGGUACACUGUAUGAAAAUAAUAGAAGUCACAAAAGAAAAUCCCCUGAAUUUUGACAUUAAAAAACAAACAAACUCAAGGUUCACUCACAAUAUGUAGCUUGCGCAGUUCUGUAGCUUUCAACUUGUUUUUUCUCUGUGGAAAAAAAAACACUUUACUUGCUAAACUUUACUUACUUAUGUUGAAAAAUUGCUGGUUAGCUUAACUUAGCACAACGACUGGCAACAAUGUGAAACUGCUGGCUCUGCUCUUUGAAAGCUCAUUCAUCAACGUGUUUGAUCUAAUUUUUAAGUACAAAAACAGAACCAUAAAAACAACUAAUUGUUGCCAAGAAAUAGUUGGAUGCAUAACUGGCCAUAAAACCACUUUAUCAUUUAUACACUUUGGUUAUUGUUGGAAUAUGCUAAUAAAAUAUAACAUGUUAAUAAAUGAGCAAUAGAAAUAUUAUGUGACUGAUCCCAGCUAACCAUUUCCAGCAUGUAUGCUAAACUAAGCUAACUGGCUGUGACCUUUAACUCUCUGCAAGAGAGCAAAUAAACAUUUUUCCCAAAAUGUACAGCCAGAUUCCAUGUUAUUAUAACAAGACUUUGAAUCAUCACAUAAAUUGGCUUUUUUCCUUCUGCCAGUUAUUGCUACUUCAUUCUUUUACUUUU